CGCCCACCGCUGACCGCUCUUCAGUCCGCGUCAAAGCGGCGCGCGUCAGCAGCAGCAGCGGCGCGUCAUGGCGAACAUCUGCGGCACUUCACUCUUCAUCGCGCUGAUUCUGACGAUCCUGAACACUUCAGCAUCUGAAGGACAACAGAGCAAAAUCAUACAGAAGAGAAAUUGGAUUAUCCCAGCACACAAACUGAUGGAAAAUAAAAAUUACAUGGAUAAGGAAUAUGUAGCCAAAAUCCGUUCAGAUGAGGAGACCAAGACGAGGAUACAUUAUUCACUGACUGGAUCGGGUGCUGACCAGCCACCCGUCAACUUGUUCACCGUUGACAGAAACACCGGCUUGGUCAAGAUCCACGGAGUCUUGGACAGAGAGAAAACUCCUGUUUAUUACCUUCGAGGGGUGGCCACGUUUCUGGACGGCGGAAAGGCUGAGACUGAUAUUGAUUUGAAAAUCGUGGUGGAGGAUGAGAACGAUAAUGCUCCUGUGUUUAACCUGACAACCGGAUCUGUGAAUGAGCGGAGCGCAAGAGACACGUUUGCAAUGAAGAUCACAGCAACAGAUGCAGAUCAGGAAGAAACUCUGCAUUCAAAAAUUGCCUACAGCAUUGUUAAACAGGAUCCCGAAGACAUGUUCUACAUCGAUCGAGAGACCGGUGGGAUAUACGUCAUGUACGACAUGCUCGACAGAGAGAAACAUGACACAUACACGUUGAUUAUUAAAGGGACUGAUAUGAACGGAGCUGCGAAUGGAAAUACAGGGACAGGGACAGCGAUUAUCGAGAUUCUUGAUGUCAAUGACAACAUCCCUACUUUGAAGGAAAACUCUCAUGAGUACAGUGUGGAGGAAAACACUCGAAAUGUGGAAGUGGUGAGAAUUCCAGUGGAGGACGAUGAUCUAUAUCCUGAAAAUCGGCUGGCCAUCUUUACAAUCGAGUCAGGAAACGAAGCUGGUUAUUUCUCCAUAAGCACAGACAACAAGACCAAUGAAGGCAUCCUGAUUCUCAAAAAGGAGCUGGACUAUGAAGAGCUGAAGGAAAUCCGCCUAGAAGUGUCUGUCACUAACCUGGCAGAGUAUCACCCUUCAGUCAAAACAGAGAAACAGAUGUACAUCAUCCACAUCAGGGUGACCAACCAGCCUGAGGGCCCUCGCUUCAAUCCCGCCGUCAAAGUCAUCACCAUCUCCGAAGAAAGCUCCAGAACUACUUUAAAAGAAGUGAUAACAAAUUACGCAGCUAUAGACAGUGACACGCUAUUACCUGCUAAAAACGUGAAGUAUGCAAAAGGACAAGAUGUUGACAACUGGCUGAAUAUAAAUGAGUUGACGGGUGACAUAAAACUCAAUAAAAUACCAGAUUAUGAGUCCAAGUUUCUGAUCAAUGGCACAUAUUAUGCUAAAAUAAUCUGCAUCACUAAUGAUUCUCCGUCUAAAACUGCAACAGGAACCAUUGCCAUUCAAGUAGAGGACUUUAAUGACCACUGUCCUGUGCUGAGCCGUCAGUCUCAAACACUGUGUUAUGAGGAUCACGUGGUUUAUGUCACGGCUGUGGACGAAGAUCAGUUCCCCAAUAGUUCGCCGUUUGUUUUCAACAUAACCACAAAUGAAUGGAACAUCGAACCUCUCAAUGACACUACCGUGAUAUUCAGAUCUCCACAAACCCUGUGGCCUGGCAUGUACAAUGUGUUUGUGGACGUGAAGGACCAGCAGGGGAAGAUCUGUGCUGGUCAGGAACUUCAGAUAAACGUCUGCAUGUGUAACGCUACUAAAGUUUGCCUGCCCAGAAAAAUCGUCUCUACGUUUGGAGCAUCUGGUGUUCUUCUGAUGCUGCUGGGACUGCUGCUGCUACUCUUGGUGCCACUUCUGCUGCUCUUCUGUCUCUGUGGCGGCGUAGAAGCUUUUGGAGAUUUCAAGACUAUUCCGUUUGAAACUAAAGACUACCUUAUCUCUUAUAAUACUGAGGGACAGGGGGAGGACAUGGUAUGUAACAUGGCAAUUGCUAAUUUACAGAUGUCAAGGCAGCUGGGUAAAAGAAAGAACAGUCAUGCGGAUGGUGUAGGAGGGGCUUGCAUGUGGGGUGGAGUAAAAGAUGGUGGAUUCGGAGCAGAAAACUCACACUGGAGCUCUUUCUGCCAAUAUGACCAGCAUGAGAGUGCAGCUUAUCACCACAGGAAUCAAACUGAUAGACAGUACAUAUUUGGACAAAGAAAAGAUGAACACAGCAGAUCUGAAGACUACACUUUUGAUGGGCUUGCACUGUCUGAUGCUUUCUUAGGCAACUACUUUUUUCAAAAAGCAAGUCAUUUAGCCAAUAAGCAAGAUAAGAGAGACAAUCUGAAGGUCUAUGACUAUGAGGGUCAGGAAUCAUUCAAGGGCUCAUUUGAGGACAUCUGCGAUCUCCUACACGAAGACAAUGACUUUUCUUUUCUUGAUGACCUUAACUUGAAGUUCAAGACCCUGGCUGAGAUCUGCAGUGGUUCUACAAUAAAGGCUGAAAUCAGCACGAGCGUCCCUGUGACCUCUAAAUCAGUCCCGACCACCACACACGAAGAUGUCAGCGUACAAAGGACAAUUAUUAAUUCACAGUUUCUAGACAAAGCAAAGUCACCCUCCAUCAUACACACCGCAGGAGCGCAGCAGACCAGCAGCGUGUCUUCAGCAGGAGUCUACGUCCAGGAGAAGGUGGUGGUUCCUAACCAAACCCUGUUAGUCCAGCAACCUGGGAUGUACUACGCCCACACCACCCCCAUUUAUGUGGUGGAUGCCCAGCGUACUAUGUUGGUGACACCCAGCCCAGUCCUAGGCCUUCAGGAGAACAUGUUAGCGGAGGAGCGGAAGGGCUCUGGUGCUUCCCAACAUGGAAAUACCACACGUGAAACACAGCACUACCAAAGUGUAGUUAUGGUUGAGAAGCAGCCAACAAAAGGGUCUACGCAAACCCAAGGCAGUGUCUCUGGAGCGACCCAGAUCGUAAACACUGAAAUAAUGCAGUCUACGGAGUCUCAUGAGGUUAGGCGAUCCAUCCAUCCGUCCAGAGGGAUGAUGACAGGAGCGGUCAGAGAGACGGACGUUUUAGCUUCGUUGGAUAUGAGGGUUCCUCAGCGUCUGUAAGCACCGAUGCCAAAUUUCUCAGCUGAUACCGAUAACCGAUUAUUCAGAAUGCCGUCUGCCGAUACCAAUAUUUAAAGGUCCACUGAAGUGCUUUGAAAUGUGCAGAGUUAUUCUCUGUGUUGACAUAAUUUCAAUUGAAGCAGGAAGACAUGGUGGGACAUAUUGAGCAGCUCCGCCCCCUUUUUUAAAUAGCCAAAUGCUGAUUGAGAUAUUUCAUGAUACAUGACACAUUUGAGUAAGCCUCCUGAUGUUCAUUCAUGUUUAUUUUGCGCUGUAACUUGUAAUAAAGUGAAAGAGACUCACAAUCCAGAUGGGCUACAAAUGAUGUUGAAAUAGUGUUGAAUUUGCUUUAUUUUUAAAUAAGAUUGCGUUAAUGCAUUAUUAUCAACAGCCCUAGUCUACCUUAGAGGCAUUUGCAGUCUGACACAUUUGGACCUGUUUAUGGCUGAUUUAAAUGACUGAAUUGCAGAUAAUGCAGAGGAUUUAUUGGCUGAGACAUCGGUGCAUCCCUGGAUAGCGUUUUUAUAAAGCCAUAAUCUAAGAUUGAUAAUUUCCUCUCCACUUGCUCUUGAUUUAUAAGGAUUUUAUUCCUGCCUGUUCAAAUAAUAAGAAAUUGGCCUCGCUCGCAAAUAAGCCUCAGCAGUGGUUUCUCUCCAUCUCUAGCUUCCCUCAUCAAAUUCACAACUCGAAUUCUGGACUGAUUUUGAGAGCACUAUCCAACAGGCUCUCUCUCGGGUCAGCGAACCGCACAAGGAGAUUUAAAGUCACAUACUAGAGAGAAGAAAAAAACUAACACUUGCAUCUCUCAUCUUUUUGUUCUAUCUAUUUGAUUUGUUUUUAUUUAUAAUACAAUUAACAAAAGCAAAAAAGGCCUCUCUCAUUAGCUUGCUUUAUUCUUUUUCAAUUCUGUUUCUUUUUUUAUGAUAUAAUAAAAAAUGAAAAAAACAACAACCUUGCUACGUGUGCUGCGUUAAGCUAACUGGGAGUUGCUAUAGCACUUGCACAUCAUUGUUCUUUUGUUUGAAUUUGAUUGCUUCCGCUGUCCUCAUUUGUAAGUCACUUUGGAUAAAAGCUUCUGCUAAAUGUCUAAAUGUAAAUGUAGAACCUGUUCACUCUGUCCCACUGUGGUGGAAUGAUUUUUGAGUCUGCAGCAAACCUCACACACACUCCUCUUGUAUGAGCACUUGAUCCAUAACCACAAGUAAACAUUACUUAUUAGCAAUAAAUCAAAAAUGUAUAGAAUUUAAAUUGUACUUUUGCAUUUACAUUGCUUCUUUAGCUGUGUGCUUCUCUGGCUUACACAUUUGGCAUUGUGGCACUGCAUAAACUUUUAAAAUAUUUUUCAUGAAGUCUGAAGUUGCUGGUGUUUUUGCUCAUUUGUAAGUUACUUUGGAUAAAAGCAUAUGUU
This is a messenger RNA of Carassius gibelio (silver crucian carp), 4517 nucleotides long. Its product is annotated as desmoglein-2-like. Bases 68 to 3109 code for a protein of 1013 amino acids. Gene Ontology annotation, biological process: homophilic cell-cell adhesion. NCBI's taxonomy places the organism in Eukaryota, Metazoa, Chordata, Actinopteri, Cypriniformes, Cyprinidae. The transcript has 14 exons. Gene Ontology annotation, cellular component: plasma membrane; desmosome. Gene Ontology annotation, molecular function: calcium ion binding. The record is from RefSeq and is a predicted model, not a curated record.